Dioscorea cayenensis subsp. rotundata (Guinea yam) is the source of this 627-nucleotide messenger RNA. Its product is annotated as transcription factor SRM1-like. Gene Ontology annotation, molecular function: DNA binding. The record is from RefSeq and is a predicted model, not a curated record. The coding region runs from base 1 to 621 and encodes 206 amino acids. The transcript has 2 exons. NCBI's taxonomy places the organism in Eukaryota, Viridiplantae, Streptophyta, Magnoliopsida, Dioscoreales, Dioscoreaceae.
AUGGUAACAGAGAAUCAGAACACAAGUUCCCAAUGGACUUGGGAACAAAACAAAGCAUUUGAGAAAGCCUUAGUUUCUUUCAUAAAUGAUAAGAACUGGGAAAAGCUUGCUGCUGAGAUUCCUGGGAAAACCAUUGAAGAUGUUCGUUGCCACUUGAAUUUAUUAUUCAAAGACAUUGAAAGUAUUGAAUCUGGACUUGUUCCCUUCCCUAAUUACAUCUCUUCUCCUUCUUCCUCUUCUUCUUCCUCUUCCUCUUCAAGUGAUGGAGCAAAUACAUUGAAACCGAAAAGAGAAAGAAGGAAAGGAAAGCUAUGGAGCAGGCAGGAACAUAUGUUAUUUCUUUACGGAUUGCAUGCAUAUGGAAAAGGUGAUUGGCGUAGCAUUUCAAGAAACUGUGUGGUAACAAGAACACCAACACAAGUAGCAAGCCAUGCACAAAAGUAUUUUACUAGACAAAACUCAGUGAAGAAGGACCGAAGACGAUCGAGUAUUCAUGAUAUCACACACGUGGACGGUGGAGAUAUGUUGGCUUAUCAAGGAACAAUCUCAAGCCAAACAACAACAACAGAUGUGCCUUUUGCUUUUGUUGCAUCAAGUAGUCCACAUUUUAGCUUAUUGUAGUUGAAA